This is a messenger RNA of Zymoseptoria tritici IPO323, 1203 nucleotides long. RefSeq lists its product as uncharacterized. The coding region runs from base 1 to 1203 and encodes 400 amino acids. The transcript has 2 exons. Lineage: Eukaryota; Fungi; Ascomycota; Dothideomycetes; Mycosphaerellales; Mycosphaerellaceae. The record is from RefSeq and is a predicted model, not a curated record.
AUGCCGCCAUCCAAGAAAGACAAUCGCGCCAAACGCUCUGCCAGCUCAGAGCUGGGCAAAGGCGAUUGGGCCACCGACUACAACUCAAAAGGACGAGCCAUUCGAAAAUGCCGCACAGCACGAAAGACGGAUGAAUCACCCUUUGAGGACUCUGCCAUCGCGAUCAGCGAUUCAGAGCUUGACGAUAUGGACGAUGAAGACGAUGGCAAUGACAGCGACAUUGUCACGGUGGCUCCCAUUCGGAAGAAGAAGCGCACUCGGUCACCUUCACCAGAACUUCGUCUCGACUCGGAGGACGACACGGGGAUGAUGUCCGAUUCCUCAAUGUCUGACACUAUGACGGCUCCGACUGCACCUACCAAAACCGGCCAUACUACAUUUCACCUCACGAUCAACAUUCCGACUGAUCAGCAAGGUCCCAUCACGUUGCAUCUGGAUCCGAAGCAGUAUCUGUCUUGCGGCAUGCCGUCUGGUAACACGUCGGAUCGUCUUGUGCAAAGCAACAUGGCAAGAUUGAAUGCUCGCUCCAAGUCGAAGAAGUCCAAAUAUCGCGGCUUCCUGGACCUCCCUGCGGAAUUGCGCAACGAAUGCUACCGCUACAUCUUCGUCUCCACGAAAGUGAUCAACUUCUCUACUGCCGACAACUUCUCGCGCAGUUCUGCCAUCCUCCGCACAUGCCAUCAGGUUCACGAAGAAGGUCGCUCAAUCCUCUACUCGGAGAACCACUUUCAUAUCGAACGCCGCGCUCGACGCUAUGGUAGUUUCUGGGAGAAGGAGUGGCGCGAGCUAGGCUUCCUUCCCGCCCGCAAAUUUCUCAAGUCCAUUGGCCAGACCAACUCUGCCCUGCUUCGGAACGUGACCUUCAUGCUCGAAGACGCCACGCCUUCCCUCAGUCCUGCUACGCACACUCCCGAAGAACGCCGCUUUGUGCACGACGACGAUUUGAUGUCUGUCCUGCGUCAUCUAGCGGACCACUGCAAUCUUCAGACUCUGAAGCUGCACUUUCACGGCCGGCGGAAGGUGGAGAACACCGAUGAUCGAUUCUUGGAGUAUCUGAAAUUGGUCCGGGCCGAUGAAGUCGAGUUUGUCAAGUGGCCACCGGAGCCGGCGUGGCGCCCGAUAGAAUCGAAACAGGACCAGCGGGUCAAGUUGAGCUUGCUCGAAUGCUGCACGAGGAAGAGGAAGAAGUUUGCAACGAAGUGA